CAUCAACUAAGUUUUCUGGGGAACGGUCUUCCCUGGUCAAUCUGGGGAUGAGCACGAGAUCACUGGAACUUGGGACCAGACUCUUUGGGACAUGUAAAUGUCAGCCCAUGGAAUUUGUGGCUUGGUCUACGACUCCGACAAGAGCUUGUCUACGGGAGAUCCAAUGAAGAGGCAACUUGUAGUAUAAAGCUGCUACAUCUCGCCAAUGCUACCGAGUUUCUGGGACAGUUGAUCGACAUCGACUGACAGGGUCACUUCUUCUACAAGGCUGCUUCUCUUCUCUCGAGUCACCAUGACCACCAAUACUCCUUCCACUCGCCCGGCUCAUACCGUGGCCGAGAUUCUCGCCCAAGACAAAAGUUCUGCCUUUGCCUUAACCCCGUCACUCAUCCAUCUCUACGCCAUCCUCGCUCCAGCAUGCCUCGUCGUCUGCGCAACCAAUGGCUAUGAUGGAAGUGUUCUUACAUCUCUUCAAGGUGUAUCCGCAUGGAACAACCAGUUCGGUUCCCCCAAGGGCGCUCUUCUCGGUAUCACCAGCGCUUCGUAUCCACUCGGUGCAAUCAUCUCGACUCCUUUCUCGGCUUACAUCUCGGAUCGCUUCGGCCGUCGACUUUCUAUCAUUAUUGGAAGCUUUAUAAUGAUCAUCGGAGUCGUCGUUCAAUGCGCCAGCACGAAUAUCGAAACGUUCAUCGGUGGACGUAUAAUCGUUGGCUUCGGUAUCACACUCGCUCUCGCCGCUGCCCCGGUCCUCAUCUCCGAGCUCGCCCAUCCUCGACAUCGAGUCUUCUUCGGUUCUCUAUACAAUACCAGCUUCUAUCUUGGUGCUCUUUUGGCAGGUUGGGUGGCUUUCGGGAGUUAUCGUAUUCCUAGCGCUUGGGCAUGGCGUCUUCCAACUCUUCUCCAAGCUGGCCCAGCCUGUAUCCAAGUAUGCUUUGUCUUUUUCUUGGACGAAUCUCCGCGAUGGCUAGCAUAUAAAGACCGAGGGGACGAGGCGUAUAAGGUGUUGGUAAAGAAUCAUGGUGAUGGUGACUGGGAUAGUCCCCUUGUGCAGGCCGAGUUCUGGGAGAUGAACGAAACUCUGAAAGCUGAGCGUGAGAUCGAGGGCCAGGGUCUCGGGCUUUUUCUUGCCACGCCCGCCAACAGAAAGCGACUCGCUAUCUUGAUCACACUGGCAGUCUUUGGUCAAUGGUCGGGCAAUGGUCUCGUAUCGUACUACCUAACCAAGAUUUUGUCAAGCAUUGGCAUUGCAACCCAGAGGGAACAGACUAUGCUCAACGGAACCAUCAGUACUGUCAACUAUGCAACCGCUCUCUUCGCCGCUGUCUUGUCCACCAAAGUCGGCCGGCGUUCCAUGUUUGUUGGAGGUGGUAUUGCAAUGUUCCUCACUUUCUCAGCACUUACCGCCAGUAUUGCGAUAUACAAUGAGACCGGUUCAAAGGCAGCAAGCAAAUCCGCGCUUGCUUUUAUCUUCAUUUACUACACCUCCUUCAACAUCUGCCUGAACCCACUGCUGUUCUUGUAUCCCACCGAGAUUCUUCCUUUCAGACUUCGAGCCAUGGGUCUCAGUAUCUUGGUCUUCUCUACAAAAGCAGCUUCGUUCUUCAAUCAAUUCGUCAAUCCUGUUGGUAUGGACUCUUUGGGCUGGAAGUACUAUCUUGUUUAUGUUGCUUGGCUCUUGGUUGAGAUUCUUGUCUUCUGGUGGCUUUACCCCGAGACGAAGGGUUACACGCUUGAGAGGAUUCAGGAAGCGUUUGGAGAAGACUUUAAGUUGGAUGGACCGGAAGAGAAGGGUAAGACGAUGGAUGUAAAUGAUGAGGACAGCACCCAUAUUGAGAAGGUGGCACAUUCUACGGUUGCUGUUGCGUGAUGGGCUGUAAGAAGAAGUUGUGAAAGGGCGGCCUGGGAUGGGUGACACAGAUAGCGCGUGUAGUGAGUUAUUCAGGGCAGAUUCCCCAAAAGCACAGUUCUGUUUCACUUGGCUGCCCAAACCAGAG
Molecule: messenger RNA, 1994 nt
Organism: Fusarium redolens
Lineage: Eukaryota; Fungi; Ascomycota; Sordariomycetes; Hypocreales; Nectriaceae
Product: general substrate transporter
Exons: 1
Coding region: 293-1867 (524 amino acids)
Biological process (GO): carbohydrate transport; transmembrane transport
Cellular component (GO): membrane
Molecular function (GO): carbohydrate:proton symporter activity
Source: RefSeq, a predicted model, not a curated record